Molecule: messenger RNA, 1534 nt
Organism: Cuscuta campestris
Lineage: Eukaryota; Viridiplantae; Streptophyta; Magnoliopsida; Solanales; Convolvulaceae
Source: the annotation of a GenBank genome assembly
GAUCCCCGCGGCAAUGGUUUAACCUAAUGCUCCCAGUAUAUGUCCCUAAUUUUGUUCCCUAAUAUCUUCUUCUUCAAUCUCAGUUUUUUUCCGAUCGAAUGGCGUCUAGUCUUCUUCAAUCUGUUCGAAGCAAACCCGCACAGGAUGAUGAUAUGAUAAGCCAACUCCCAGACGAUUUGAAGCACAGAAUUCUGGAGUUUCUGGACACUCGAGAAGCCGCGAGAAUCGCUCUGCUCUCAAAAGAAUGGAAGGGCGUCUGGUUGAGCCACGGGCGCCUCGUCUUCGAUUGGGACUUCACAGAAGCCGCUAAUGGAGCGGCUUUUGUGAAAAUGGUAAGCCAAACUCUCACGCUCCGUUCAGGGCCUGUUAAUGAAUUUACUCUUGUAAUCCGAGAAUCUGGUUUUGAGCCAACACAGUCUGAUUUAGGACUGUGGUGUGGUUAUCUGUCAAGAAAUGGCAUUGUGAAACUUGACCUCCUCCGCACAACCGAUGAUGCUCAGCCUAAGUAUAAACUGCCAGAUUGUAUAUUUUCCUGCCCAACAAUUAAACAUCUGACACUUUAUAGUUUCACUAUUGAUUUUCCGGAUAAUGCUAGAUUUGGUAGUGUAUUUUCUUGCCUUACCUCUUUAGUGUUGGUUGACUGUGUAGUCUCUAUGCCUCUUGCCAAUGGAACUGCCCCUAGUUUCCCUAAUCUUGAGAAGCUGGUUUUCCAUAACUGUGUUCAUAUUGAAAAUCUUUUGACAAGUGUUCGAAAGCUGAAAUUCCUCGGUGCGUGGGAUCAGCGAGUUGGGAUAGACUGGGAAUGGUUCAAGUCCCGUUUUCAAGUAGUAAGGGCUCUAUGCAUAGCAGCCAAACUUCUUUUGUUUAAAAAUGCAGGUGUGGCUAAACCUUCCUUCCCAACUGCUUUGAAUCUCAGAGCACUUCGGCUGUAUAACUUCAGCUUUGCUGAGGAGACCUUCAAUGCUUCUAUUCAACUGCUUAAACAAUGCCCAAAUCUGCAUGUACUGAAAAUGACACUAGAAGUUGAGCCGCCAUCUCACGUGCAUGCAGGAGAAACUAUUUCAAGAAUGCUGGAAAAUCCAAGCAGUUUGCUAAAUGAUCACGGUUUGUGCGAGCUUGGAAUUGUGGAGAUAGGACCAUUCGCGGGAUCAAGACAAGAAAUGGUAUUUGUGAAAGCAAUCCUUUCAAAAACCCCCGCACUUGUGAGACUUAUUAUCAAGGAAUCAUACCACUUUGAAUGAUGAUGCUGAAGCUCUCAAAUUGUCACGGGAGUUGCUCUCCUUCCCUCGCGCAUCUCCAAAAGCACAAGUUGUUUUCCUGGACGCUAAGAGCAUUGGCAAUGGCAAGUAAAAAAUGGAAUGCCACACGGUGACCUGGAGCAUUUCAACCAAUCAAAAAGAGUCCAGCCACCGUGUGGCAUGUCAUGCAGUAGCAAGUAAUUAUUUUUGUCAUUUUUUACACUUUUGUGACAUAUUUUAAUUAUAAAAUUUUUUUACUUAUCUUUUUUUCAUAAAAAUAUAUGCACUUCAUUUAA